Microcebus murinus (gray mouse lemur) is the source of this 763-nucleotide messenger RNA. Lineage: Eukaryota; Metazoa; Chordata; Mammalia; Primates; Cheirogaleidae. The record is from RefSeq and is a predicted model, not a curated record.
CCAGUUGCCCAAAGUGGGCCUGGAGGAACAGGAAGGGUGUAUGUGGGAGUGUCAGACUCCUUAAGUGCUGUCCACUGUCCAGGAGAGCAGCCCUGCCAUGGCCAGCUCCAGGCUAAGCCUGGUGGUGCUGCUGCUGCCCGCCCAACCCUUGAAGGCUCAGCACUGGUCCCAUGGCUGGUACCCUGGAAGAAACAGUUCAUCCCAAGACCCCCAGAAUGCCCUUAGGACCCCAGGUGAGAUUCUGGGCACUGCAGCAGGCAGCCCAGCCCAGACUGCCUGUAGCCUCCCAAGCGAUACCCUGACUUCCCUCAAAGACAGAGUGCCCUGGGAGGGCAGGACCAUGACCCAGUGGUGGUUCAAACCGCCAGGAAGCAGCACCUGCUACAGAUACUGCUGGUAAGUGGGGUGAGAGGCCCCCACCAUUCAAGACCAGUCACUGGUCACCAGUGGCCAAGGUGGCUAAGGGCUGGGGGCUGUGAGGGGUAGAAUGAGACACCACUGGGAUGCCCCCUGCCACAGCACCCCAGCUGUCUCUGCCCCUACACACACAGCAGGGUGCCAUCUGUUAACCUUCCUAUUUCCCAGAAUUCUGGGACAAUUUAUAAAAUACUUAGGUUAAAGUAAAAGAUUGAAGUCACUAGUGAGGUAGGAGAUAAUUGUAGUAGAAAGCUCCAUUAAGAAGGCAAUGGGCCCAGGCGUGGUGGCUCACACCUGUAAUCCUAGCUCUCUGGGAGCCCGAGGCAGGAGGAUCGCUCAAGGUCAG